Messenger RNA from Sitodiplosis mosellana (orange wheat blossom midge), 1051 nucleotides. It is a transcript of the gene Vps29, whose product is annotated as vacuolar protein sorting-associated protein 29. Gene Ontology annotation, biological process: retrograde transport, endosome to Golgi; intracellular protein transport. The record is from RefSeq and is a predicted model, not a curated record. The transcript is spliced from 3 exons. The coding region runs from base 1 to 810 and encodes 269 amino acids. Lineage: Eukaryota; Metazoa; Arthropoda; Insecta; Diptera; Cecidomyiidae. Gene Ontology annotation, cellular component: endosome; retromer complex.
AUGACAACUACAAUGACGGUCAAGUGUUAUAACACAAUCACUCUAGUACACCGAAGUACAAAACAACCAAACGAAUUGCAUUGUGUCACAUCGAAAUGUCAAAACGUUGACUGUAUCACUUUAAAUACACCCCAGAAAUUAAUUCAUUUAUUGUUUACAACAAUUACAAUUCUCUUUCUAUCUGCACAGAUUCUCGAAACUCGACGAAAAACUUCUUGUUCUGUCUUUUGCAUUUUAAAUCGAAUUGGUUUAUUGCUUAAAAUGUUGGUGUUAGUUCUGGGUGAUUUACACAUUCCACAUCGCUGCAGCAGUUUGCCAGCUAAAUUCAAGAAACUGUUGGUGCCGGGUCGUAUUCAGCAUAUUUUGUGUACGGGCAAUUUGUGCACCAAGGAGUCGUACGAUUAUCUGAAGACACUCGCCAAUGAUGUGCACAUCGUUCGCGGUGAUUUUGAUGAGAAUUUAAGUUACCCCGAACAAAAAGUGGUGACUGUGGGCCAGUUCCGUAUCGGAUUAACGCAUGGCCAUCAAGUUGUACCGUGGGCCGAUCCAGAAGCACUGGCUCUGGUGCAACGUCAACUUGAUGUGGACAUUCUCAUCUCGGGCCAUACACAUAAAUUCGAAGCAUACGAACAUGAGAAUAAAUUCUACAUCAAUCCCGGAUCAGCAACGGGUGCUUAUAAUGCAUUGGAAACAUUUAUCACGCCAUCAUUUGUCCUAAUGGAUAUUCAGAGCAGUAUCGUUGUGACUUAUGUGUAUCAAUUGAUCGGCGAUGAAGUGAAAGUUGAGAGAAUAGAGUAUAAGAAGAAUUGAAGGCAUUACAAUAAAACAAUAUCUAUAUAUAACAAGAUACGAAUGAGAAUGCAUGAUGGAAGCUGUCGAUCGCUUUGGUAUGGAUAUGGAUUAAAUAAGAUGGAUAUUUCAAAAAAUUCGAUUCAUUUAAUGGAUUCUUUUUCUUUGACAGCUCGUAUUCAAAUGAACACAUUUUAUUUGUAUCAAAAAUUUAACCCUCAAUAAACAUAUAUAUAUAUAUAUACACACGACUUUUGAACAA